CACGUUUAAUCAUUCCUCAUAUGUAGAAAAAUUUUCCGCAAAUGUUUGUCUGUUUUGAGAAACAUACGUUAUUUUAUUUUCUUUCUGUUUACUGAUAUCAUUUUAAAUCCAAACUUCUACUGAAUUUCAAAGCAAAAUUCAUCUUCACCUGCAUUUUGAAGCCGAAAAUUAUUUUUUCAUUCGAGGAAACGUACGUCAGAGUAAUAUUGGUUUUGUUACAUUGCAAACGAAAGCUCCAUUACUCACUUUUGUUAUUCCGUCCAUUGAGGAACGCAUCAAUUCCCCCUCUGAUAUUUUUUUUUGAAAGGAUGGCUUUGAAAUUUGGUUUCAACCAUGUGGCAACAAAGGUUAAGAAACAAUUGUGCUUUUCUCGUGGAACAACAUCUGCAUAUGAAGAGGAGGAAGAAUCGUGUCGAAAUGAAGGAAAGAUGAUUUCCGUUGCAAGUGAUGGGUCGUUAGAUAGAAAAGGAAAUCCUGCUUUGAAAUCAAACUGUGGAGGAUGGAAGAUAGCUAAUCUCUUAUUAGUGAAUCAAGGUCUGGCAACACUUGCUUUCUUUGGUGUCAGUGUAAACCUUGUUCUGUUCUUAACAAGGGUUCUAGAUCAAGAUAGUGCUGAAGCUGCAAACAACAUUAGCAAAUGGACAGGAACUGUUUACUUGUUCUCCUUAGUUGGCGCAUUCCUCAGUGAUUCUUAUUGGGGAAGAUACUUAACUUGCGCAAUCUUUCAGUUCAUUCUUGUACUGGGGCUGGUAUCGCUGUCAUUGACAACUUGGUUACUCUUGAUCAAGCCAGUAGGUUGUGGAGAUAAAAUAUUAUUAUGCUCGAAACCUUCUUCACUUGGUGUUGCAGUCUUUUACUUGUCGAUUUACUUGAUAGCAUUUGGCUAUGGUGGAUACCAACCAACUAUUGCAACAUUUGGAUCAGAUCAGUUUAAUGAAUUGGACCCAAAAGAAAGACAAUCCAAAGCUGUCUUUUUCGGUUACUUUUACUUCGCAUUAAACUUUGGAUCACUCUUCUCAAAUACGAUUCUAGUCUAUUUUGAGGAUUCAGGACAAUGGACUUUAGGAUUCUUGGCUUCUAUGGGUUCUGCUGUUCUUGGACUUGCUUUGUUCUAUGUAGGAACACCAAAUUAUCGAUACUUUCAACCUAGUGGAAAUCCAUUGAAACGUGUAGCUCAAGUAAUUGUUGCAGCUAUGAGAAAAUGGACUGUUCUUCCUCCUUCAAAUGGUGAUAAGCUCUACGAAAUGGAAGGGGAGUCUGCUAUUAAAGGGUGUAGGAAAAUUCUUCAUAGUGAUAAAUUUGGGUUCUUAGAUAAGGCGGCAACGAUAAGCGAGAAAGAUUUAUCCGAUCAAACCAGUAUAACUAUAAACCCAUGGAGGCUCUGUACAGUAACACAAGUAGAAGAAGUAAAGUGUGUGCUGAAAAUGUUACCUAUUUGGCUUUGCACCAUCAUAUAUUCCGUAAUUUUCACCCAGAUGGCCUCACUUUUUGUUGAGCAAGGGGAAGUCAUGGAUACAGGCACUGGUAGCUUCAACUUGCCUGCAGCUAGUAUGUCGGCUUUCGAUAUAGUCAGUGUUCUUAUAUUUACUGGUAUUUAUGGUCGGUUUGUGGUACCAAUAACCAGCAGAUUCACAAGGAAUCCCAAAGGCUUAACAGAGCUCCAAAGAAUGGGAACUGGAAUAUUAAUUGGAUUAUUAGCCAUGGUCGCAGCAGGAAUUACAGAAAUGGAAAGGCUAAAGAGAAUUACAUCCACUGAAAGCACUAGUUCAUUAAGCAUAUUUUGGCAAAUACCGCAAUACACAUUAGUUGGAGCCUCAGAGGUGUUUAUGUACGUGGGCCAGUUGGAAUUUUUUAACAAUCAAGCUCCAGACGGGAUAAAAAGUUUUGGAAGCUCACUUUGCAUGGCUUCGAUGUCUGUUGGGAACUAUGUUAGCAGUUUACUAGUUAACAUAGUAAUGGCCAUCACAACUACAAGAAACAGACCAGGUUGGAUUCCAGACAAUCUGAACAUGGGUCACCUUCACAGAUUUUACUUCCUUAUCGCUAUUCUAGCUGCAGUUGAUUUUGUGAUCUAUCUAUUUCUCGCAAAGUGGUACAAAGGCAUAAAUCUUGAAACAGACGACAUCGAGGAGGAAGAAGAUAGUGAAUUGGAAGAACAAGAACAGGGAGGUGGUAAUACUAACAAUAUCCUUAGAAAAGUUUAGUUUUAGUUGAAAUUUAAUAAUUCAUGUACUCUAUAAACAUGACGUGGGGGUGGUUGCUUGUUAAGCGCCUCUAUGAUCUUCUUUAUGAUGUUAAAUUACUAGGUUUUAUAUUGUCGUAGGUCUUAGUAGUAGUUUAAACUCUUAAAGUCUUGUAACUUGUUGUACUGAAAGAAGACUCUUUGUUUCAAUAUAUUGUUGCAACUUAUCUGAUA
Messenger RNA from Papaver somniferum (opium poppy), 2416 nucleotides. RefSeq names its product protein NRT1/ PTR FAMILY 7.1-like. The record is from RefSeq and is a predicted model, not a curated record. The transcript is spliced from 6 exons. Bases 309 to 2204 code for a protein of 631 amino acids. Gene Ontology annotation, cellular component: membrane. Lineage: Eukaryota; Viridiplantae; Streptophyta; Magnoliopsida; Ranunculales; Papaveraceae. Gene Ontology annotation, molecular function: transmembrane transporter activity. Gene Ontology annotation, biological process: transmembrane transport.